Messenger RNA from Australozyma saopauloensis, 1440 nucleotides. It is a transcript of the gene ECM14, whose product is annotated as putative metallocarboxypeptidase. The transcript has a single exon. Gene Ontology annotation, biological process: proteolysis. Lineage: Eukaryota; Fungi; Ascomycota; Pichiomycetes; Serinales; Metschnikowiaceae. The record is from RefSeq and is a predicted model, not a curated record. Bases 1 to 1440 code for a protein of 479 amino acids. Gene Ontology annotation, molecular function: zinc ion binding; metallocarboxypeptidase activity.
AUGCUUCUUUCCAUUUGGACUACCCUUUUGGUGGCCGUCAGUGGAAUUCAGAUCCCGUUCACGUUGGAUACUGGUGACACUGACUAUGUCAAGCCCCACUAUUCCCUUGUCGAUGAGGCGCUCCACCCCAUUGACCUCAGUCAGUAUGCUGAUGAGAUUGUGCUACGAGCACGCAAAACGCCCGAAUUGCUUCGCUUUUUGAGAAACGAAAACUUCACCAUUUGGGCAAACAAUGCUGUUGAAAGCACAAUUGACUUUCAGCUCCCAGCUCUUGCUGCUAGCCACGUUCUUCUGCGAUUUGCUCUUUCCGAUGCCAGGGUCAUUAUCAAAGACUUGGCUCAGGCAGUGUUCGAGCUGUACCCAGAAGAAUACUCCGGUAAACAAUUUGGUGAGUAUUCUGCAGAAUCUGCGCAAUCGUUCGAAGACUAUGCUGCUCUCUUGUUUGAAACGCUAUCCAAAAAGGAGGCUGUAGCUGCAGCCACAGACAUGUUUUUCAAGCUGUACCGGUCACUCGAUACCAUUAACAUGUGGCUUGAUAUGCUUGCCCAGACAUAUCCGGAGAUAAUGCUUCUCGAGAAUAUCGGUCAGACAUUCGAGGAUAGACCAUUGAGAUUAGUUCAUAUAUCGGUUCCUUCUCCUGAUUAUCCCGAGGAGAAGAAGCGUACCGUGGUGGUCACUGGUGGAGUUCACGCCCGUGAAUGGAUCUCGGUCUCAACUGUCUUGUAUAACAUUUACGAGAUGCUCAACCACUACGAGAAUCCAGACCUUGUUGAUGAAUUAGCCCGUUUGAACUUUUUAUUUAUCCCCACACUCAAUCCAGAUGGUUACGAAUACACUUGGUCCACCGAUCGUUUGUGGAGGAAGAACAGACAGCAGGUUUCAGAAGACGAACAACACCCAUGUAAGGGUAUUGAUAUCGAUCACUCCUUUGACUUUCACUGGACUGAAUCAUCCGACUCCAUUUGCGGCGAGGAUUACGCUGGCAGCAAACCUUUCGAGGCUUAUGAGCUGAGAAUGUGGAAUGAUUAUCUCAACAAGACCAAUAUCAACCAUACUAUAUGGGGAUACGUCGACCUUCAUUCUUACUCGCAAGAGAUCUUAUAUCCCUAUGCUUAUUCAUGUGACCAGUCGCCUCGUGAUGAAGAAAACUUGAUCGAGUUAGCGUAUGGCAUCAAUAAGGCGAUUCGCCUCACCUCCGGGAAGUUUUACACUGUCCUUCCUGCUUGUAUCGACAGAGACUCCGACUUACUUCCUGACAUGGGCUCUGGCUCUGCAUUAGAUUACAUGUAUCAUCAUCGUUCAUAUUGGGCAUAUCAAUUGAAGCUCAGAGACACAGGUGCUCAUGGCUUUUUGCUUCCUGAUAAGUACAUUCAGGCCGUUGGUGAGGAGAUUUCGGCGGGUUUGAAAUAUUUCUGCAGAUUCAUUCUCGAUAAUGAGUAA